GCUAUAUUUUAUAUUUAAGAAAAUUGUAGUCUUCUUAGGUAUAAAUACAUUUUAAACAAGACCAUUGUUAUCACGUGCUUAUUUUUUUAAUAUUCUUAAAAUGUCUAUAGUUCGUGUUAAAAGGCGUCACGAUGAAGAUCCUUUUAAUUCUGUUGUAAUUUCCCAUAAAAAACUCAAAAUAGUCGGUAAUUGUUCUACAUAUGAUUGUGUGUUUAAAUUUGCUGGUACUAUAAAAGAUACAAAUGAAAAUAUUUCUCAAAUAUUGAAAAAUGCACGCGAUGGAAAAUCAGUGAAAGAUUUAACCAAAUUUAAAAAAAAUGAAUUUUCAAAAACCAUAAUUUCACGUUCCAAGUCUGAACGCUCUAAAGUAGUUAGCAAUCUAAGAGCUGUUAAUCAAGACACUAUACCUAUCCAUGCUUUAAAUGAAGAAAAUACAGAAAUUAAAGUUGUUGAUAUUAUUGCAAAUGAAGAAGUUAGACCAUCCAUUGAUGAAGGAAUAUCAGUUGACUACGUCUAUGACUUAUAUUAUACUACAGAUAAUAAUGAAAAAAACAUUGAUAUUCAAGAUAUAGACUGUGUACAUGGAUUAGAUUCAGAUAAGUUUUAUUCUAUCUGUGAUAAUAUUGAAAAUGAUGAUGCUUCAUCACCCUGUGAAGAUGAUGAUGAUUCCAAUGAUGAAUGUAAUUGGCGAAAUGAUUAUCCAGAUGAAGACGAAUUUGAAAAUAGUGAUGAAGAUUAUGAAAACUUGAUUACUCGAUCAAAACAUUUAAAUAUAAAUAGUAGUAGUAGUAGUGAAUUAGAAGAUGAAGAAAAUAUUAGUGGAGAUUAUGAUUAUCGUUAUGCAAGAUAUAAAGCUCGAGUAAAAGCUGAAGAAAAUUAUUUUUAUAAUAGUGUGCUGGAAGAUGAAUCAAAUGAAUCUAGUGACUAUGAUACUUCUUGAAAAAAUACCUAUCUAUGUAUAAAAUAAUUUUUUAGAUGUAAAUAUUAUCUAUAAUUUUUCAAUUGUAUUUUUUUCAUUAUUGAAAUAGAUUUUAUAUCUUAUCAAAAUACUGGUUAUAUUUGUUUGAUCAUAAUAUAAAUUUAAAUUCAUUCAAUA
Messenger RNA from Daktulosphaira vitifoliae (grape phylloxera), 1096 nucleotides. RefSeq lists its product as uncharacterized. The transcript has 6 exons. The record is from RefSeq and is a predicted model, not a curated record. Gene Ontology annotation, biological process: developmental process. Lineage: Eukaryota; Metazoa; Arthropoda; Insecta; Hemiptera; Phylloxeridae. The coding region runs from base 101 to 940 and encodes 279 amino acids.